AUGUCUGCUGUAGUAUAUCCAAGUAUCAUUGAUGGGAAAGAUACCCAUCACCCAGCCGAAAAAAUCCCCGUGAGUAGUCAUACCAAUCCAGAUGACAUUUUGCACUUUUUUUCGCAAUUACAAGUAAACGACUCUAAUAUUUCUACAUUGGCUAAUAAUGCAAAAGAGGGUUUCAAGGAGUGGUCAGCUCUUUCCUUUCAGGAAAAAGCAAAGAUUUUCAGAAAGGCUAUGGACCUCAUAAAGGAAAGAAAAAACGAGUUUGUUGACUCUCAUUUGGAAAUUGGUGGUCCAGGUUGGUUCGCUGGAUUUAAUGUUGAUGGUGCUUUAGGUCAGAUUGAGGAAUACGCAGCCCAGUUAUCAAGACCUAGUGGACAAGUUGUCCAAGCUGCACAUGUCGAUUUGGCAAUGACUAUAAAGACACCCAUUGGUCCCGUUUUAUCAGUAUCUCCAUGGAACGCUCCUGUUAUUUUGGGAACUAGAAGUAUUGUUGCACCUUUGGCUGCUGGCUGUUCAGUUAUCUUCAAAACGAGCGAAAAGUCUCCAAGACCUUCAUAUUUGUUGGUUAAAUGUUUCUUGGAGGCUGGUGUUCCACCAAAAGCUUUACAGUUGGUUCACGUUGCUCCUCAGGAUAAUCCUAAAUUCUUUGAAGGCAUUUUCGCUUCUGGAGCUAUCAAAAAGGUUAAUUUUACCGGUUCAACAUUUGUUGGUAAGAUUAUUGCUCAGCAAUGUGCAAAAUACCUUAUUCCUUACCUUUUGGAGUUGGGAGGUAAAAAUGUUUCAAUUGUUUUGGAUGACGCUAAUUUGGACAAGGCUGCGGAAAAGAUUUUGUUUGCAGCUUGGGCUCAUAAAGGCCAAAUUUGUAUGAGCACUGAUAAGGUAUUUGUUGCUGAAUCCAUUUAUGAAAAGUUUUCCACAGCUUUGAAGAAUGUUGCUGCAGAGUUUGUCAAAGAUAAGGAUCACGAGAUAAGUCAAAGAGAUCCUGUUGGAAGAGAUAAGGUUAUUGAAUUGGUUAAAGAUGCAUUGGCCAAGGGUGCCCAUUUGCUCGUUGGUGACUUUAACGAAGCUGAGAUUUCGAAAACAAAUAUUAUACCUCCAAUGAUUUUGGAAAAUGUCACAGCGGAUAUGAAAAUCAACACUGUAGAAACAUUUGGACCUGUUUUCACCUUGCAUAAAUAUAAAGAUAUCAAUAAUGUUAUUGACGAAGUCAAUAAUCAUGACUUUGGAUUGAAAGCUGCUGUUUGGUCAGAGAACACGAUGAAAGCAUUGAAUGUGGCAAAGAAGAUGGAAAUUGGUGGUGUCCAUAUAAAUGCCUCAACUAUACAUGACGAUCCAGUCGUUCCCCAUGGUGGAGUUAAAUCAAGUGGUUGUGGAAGAUUCAAUAGUCAAUGGGGUAUGGAUGAGUUUAUGAUUAUCAAAACGAUAACAAUCAAUGAGUAA
This is a messenger RNA of Lodderomyces oxycetoniae, 1437 nucleotides long. RefSeq lists its product as uncharacterized. Lineage: Eukaryota; Fungi; Ascomycota; Pichiomycetes; Serinales; Debaryomycetaceae. The transcript has a single exon. Gene Ontology annotation, biological process: GABA catabolic process. The record is from RefSeq and is a predicted model, not a curated record. The coding region runs from base 1 to 1437 and encodes 478 amino acids. Gene Ontology annotation, molecular function: succinate-semialdehyde dehydrogenase (NAD+) activity.